This is a messenger RNA of Cladocopium goreaui, 840 nucleotides long. The record is from the annotation of a GenBank genome assembly. Lineage: Eukaryota; Dinophyceae; Suessiales; Symbiodiniaceae.
AUGGCGCCUCCAAAGCCAAAGCAGGUGGUGCCACUGCAGGCGUACAAUCGCCACAUCAUCAGUGAGCAUCUGAAGGACAGGCAUCCCUAUUUGGAGGAUAUCCGUGGACACCUGAAGGUCGAUGAGGUGAGCACCGCCCAAGGGGAACGCCUGUUCCCUCGAUUGGUGGAGCUGCUGUCGAUGCCAAGCAUCGCGGCUGAGAAGCUCGUCGAGGCGUUGCACACGAUUUGCGACCUGUGCUCUCACCAGGAGAGUAAGACGGUCGCAAUUUCUUCAGAUGUCAUUGCGGCAGCAACCCAUUUGCUGAUGCACGACUCUGUGCCCGUGCGGCGAGCGGCUGCACGAGUGAUCAGCAGCAUGGCGUUGCUGAUUGGUGGCCGGAGUCUCUUGCCCAUCGGCAGCGGACCUCUGGGAGAGAGGUUGGUGGAACAGUCAGGUCCAGCCCUUCCCAGGUUGGCAAAGCUUCUACUGAGCUGUGACGAUGAACUGGUGAAGCUGCAUGUGGCUGAAGCCUUUCAGGCCAUUACCAUCUUCCGUGAUGGCUGCCAGCAGGUCGUUGACCAGGGUUCCGUCUUGGGCAUCACGCAGUAUAUGUGUGGCACGCUGCCGGAUCUACCAUCCACGCGACCCCUGGCCCUUUGCCUCCUGCGACUACUACAGACCAUGGCAGCAGUGACCAUGUAUGCCAAAGAUGGCAUGCGAGACAUCUUUAGCACUGGUUUUGGCCUCAUCGGAAAGGUGGUGAAAUUCCUCGGAUGCAACUGCGUCUCCAAGCUUCCACCAGCAAUGCACCCUGUGCAAAAGGGAACGGCCACGUUCCACGAGAGCCAGUUUGGCUAG